AUGCACCACCACCUCCUCAUCCUCCUCUUCACCACCCUCCUCCUCAUCACUCGGCGCACGACCGCCAACGUCGAAAAGACCAUCUUCCUCGGCCCCUCCCCUUCCCUGAUUCCAACUCUCACGCCUCCCAUCGACGACUUGGGCCUCCCACGCUUAUCCCCCUCGUACUUCCACCACCGCACAAAGCUCAAUGCCUCCUUCCCCAGCCCCGACUCCGCCGGCACAGACUCAUGGUUCUUCCUCGAGCAUCUGAUCCCCGGUAAACGCUAUGAAGUACGCAUAUGCUGGCUAGCCACUCAACCAACCUCCUUCCACCUGACAACCUACACCCUUCCGCACGCCCUCGAAACCCCGGACCUCCUCGGCGCAAUAACCACCUACUCAACCGCCCGCCUCGCCCACCAACAACACUUGGGCGACAAUGACCUCGCCCUCCUCUCCGAUCUAGACAAACAGGUCCGGUACAGCCAGAAGAAAAAGCCCACCAGCCCCAAAGGAAGGCACAGCGGCGGGAUCGGGAUGCUCAGCAAACAUUCGCGAUUCACGACGGCCAGCAGCAGUCCCGUCGAGGAUACGGCCCCGGUCGCGGACUCGGUGCUGUUCCUGCGAGUGCGCGCCGCGGCGGAUUACUACUCCACCGAUCCGGAGCUCAUGGAGACCGUGCCCCCCGUCGUGGUGGAUGUGAUCCUGGAUCCGUAUCUGGGCAAUGUGUUUCCGCGCAGCUUGGUGCCGACCGCUGGGUGGGUGGUGGUUGUGGCUGGGGUCGCGGUCUUCGUGGCCCGGUGGGUGGUUGCGGAGCUGGGGCGGGUCGUGGAUUCGAUCGCCUCGGAGGAGCAGGAGCAGGAGCAGGAAGGAGAAAUUGGUGGUGAGAGGGAGGCGAAGAAGAUACAGUAA
This is a messenger RNA of Aspergillus aculeatus ATCC 16872, 894 nucleotides long. RefSeq lists its product as uncharacterized. The record is from RefSeq and is a predicted model, not a curated record. Lineage: Eukaryota; Fungi; Ascomycota; Eurotiomycetes; Eurotiales; Aspergillaceae. The transcript is spliced from 2 exons. Gene Ontology annotation, molecular function: mannosyltransferase activity. The coding region runs from base 1 to 894 and encodes 297 amino acids. Gene Ontology annotation, cellular component: endoplasmic reticulum membrane; mannosyltransferase complex. Gene Ontology annotation, biological process: GPI anchor biosynthetic process.